This is a messenger RNA of Aspergillus fumigatus Af293, 243 nucleotides long. RefSeq lists its product as uncharacterized. The record is from RefSeq and is a predicted model, not a curated record. NCBI's taxonomy places the organism in Eukaryota, Fungi, Ascomycota, Eurotiomycetes, Eurotiales, Aspergillaceae. The transcript has 2 exons. Bases 1 to 243 code for a protein of 80 amino acids.
AUGCAACGGAUGGAAAUUGCCUCAAACCCCCAUAAUGGCAGUGUUCUAAUGGAUGUGGUCAUUCGCGAAUGGUCGGGUCUCUAUACGACGGUAGUAGCAGACAAGACUGGAGGCGCAAGGAGUGUCGGAAUCGACACUACUGUCGUAUUCGCCAGAGGCUACCUUCAGGAGAGACGAGGCCAAGACUUGGUGCGAUCUGACGAACCAUCCGCCACCGCGGUCCAGAUCUCUUAUGGCCAUUAA